This is a messenger RNA of Magallana angulata, 5049 nucleotides long. RefSeq names its product lysine-specific demethylase 7B-like. The transcript is spliced from 22 exons. Gene Ontology annotation, molecular function: transcription coregulator activity; histone demethylase activity. Gene Ontology annotation, biological process: protein demethylation; regulation of transcription by RNA polymerase II. Lineage: Eukaryota; Metazoa; Mollusca; Bivalvia; Ostreida; Ostreidae. The record is from RefSeq and is a predicted model, not a curated record. The coding region runs from base 9 to 2837 and encodes 942 amino acids.
UUUUCAACAUGGCGUCAGACGAAGAAACUGUAUAUUGUUUAUGUCGAAAACCUUACGAUGAAAACGAGUUUAUGAUCGAAUGUGACAUAUGCAAGGAUUGGUUUCACGGAAGCUGUGUUGGGGUUCAGGAGUACCAAGCCACAGACAUUGAGAUUUAUCACUGUCCCAACUGUCAGCUAGCUCAUGGACCUCUAGUCUUGAAGAAAAGAAGAAACUGGCACAGACAUGAUUAUUCUGAACAUGAUGACUCAGGGAAGGCUGUUCAGACAGGGACAGUGGUUUUCAUCAAGGAACUCAAAAACAGGACAUUUCCAAGUGCGGACGAGAUUCCUAUAGCCAGGCUUCAUGGCAGCGAGUUAAAUAUAGAAUACUUCAGAAAGCAUGGAUUUAGUGCACCCAUGGUUGUAGAGAAGAAAGAUGGAUUGGGACUGGUUGUCCCCCCUGCUCAAUUCACCAUUCAGGAUGUAGAGAAUUAUGUUGGUUCCAUGAGAGAGGUGGAUGUCAUUGAUGUAGCCAAGCAAGAAGACUACAAAAUGUUGAUGAGAGAAUGGACAGAAUAUUACAACAGUCCCAAUAGACACAAAGUCUACAAUGUUAUCAGCCUAGAGUUCUCCAACACUAAGUUGUCUGAGUUUGUCUCCCCGCCAUCGAUAGUCAGGGAGCUGAGCUGGGUCAGUAACUACUUCCCCGAGCAGUUACCCGAGGACUGUACCUACACUCGCCCCGAGGUCCAGAAGUACUGCCUGAUGGGGGUCAGGGACAGCUUCACCGACUUCCACGUAGACUUUGGAGGGACGUCCGUUUGGUACCACAUCCUGAGGGGGGAGAAAGUGUUCUACUUGGUGAGACCCACCCAGGCAAACUUGUCGCUGUAUGAGACCUGGGUGUCCUCGGCCAAUCAGAGCGAGACGUUCUUCGGUGACCAGGUAGAUGUGUGCUAUAAGUGUGUCAUCAAGCAGGGACAGACUCUGUUCAUCCCCACCGGGUGGAUCCACGCUGUCUUCACCCCCAUCGACUCCCUCGUGUUCGGAGGGAACUUCCUGCAUGACUUCAACAUUUCCUUACAACUUCAGGUGUACGACAUAGAGAAAAGAAUAAAGACCCCGUCCAAGUAUCUGUUCCCAAGCUUCGAAACCACUCACUGGUACGCUGCUAAACAUGUGCUGGACACAAUCAAAGAUUACACAGAGGAGGGUAGGCGGCCCCCGGAGUACCUGCUGAGUGGUGCCAAGUCACUGACCAUGCACCUUAAGUCCUGGACACAGCGCAAAGACUUAAACAACUCCUAUCUCUUUCUGAAGGAUGCGAAACACGACGUUCCGGAGCACCUAAACUAUGGUCGCCUACUGAAGGACCUUCAGAAGGAGAUCCGUGCAUUCGACAAGGAAAUUCGCACGUCUGACAGUGACCUCCAGAGGGAGCUGCUGUCCUUCCAGACCUCACCAAAGGUCAGUCCUGUGAAACUAAGGGCAAAAGGUAAUAAGUUAAAGGUAGAGAAGGUGAGAGGGGAUAGGAAGAAAAAGAAAAAAAAUCUCCCGACCAAGAAACAGAUGAAGAAUAUCGAUCUUCUUCAUCAGCACACCACUGAGGCCUUACAAGCAAUGGAGGAGGAACAGAAACAGUCCUACUCCAAUACAGAUGAUGAUUCUAACUCAACUUCUCUGAAAGUGAGAAUUCCAAAGGCGGGAGCUUACUUAGAUUCCUCACUGAAGAAAGAGAGGUUUGUUAAGCUGGAUCCAGAUAUCAAACAGGAAGUCGAGGACCAGGGAACGGGACUUAAACUGAAGGUCUCAAAAGGAAAAAUCAUCAGUGAUGGAAAAGAGAAGUUAGGCCACUCAAGUCAUCCCAGAAGGAAGGGCGAGAACGAGGAGAAUGACAGCGACUCUGAUAAUCUGGUCGUGGAUGAGAAUCCCCGAAAAAACAAGAGGCCUAUGGGAUCUCCCUCCUCAGCCUCCACCAUGAAACCAGGCUCCCUCAAACUCAAGUUGUCAUUUGCUGGUAAGGCAUUGCCGUCAGACCUAUCCUCGGGACAAGGAAGUACCCAGGAGUCUGAGACAGCCACAAGUCAAAGCGAGGCUGAGGACGCUGGGGGGAUUCCCCGGGCGAACCUUCCCACAAUUCAAGGCGGGCUCAACUGUAGUAUAUCAGACAUCUUGGAGGCCAGUGGUUAUGGAACAGAGACGGAUUUCAUUGUAGACAAUGAAAGAACGUCCUCACCAAGCAUGCGCGAUGCCAUACAGGGCAUGCUGUCCAUGAGUCGGAUGGGCGACGAUAGGCAGCAACUGUUCCGUAACAAGCGCUCGGCCGCGGCUCAGCGACUCCAGCAGCGGAACCAGAUGAUCAUGGAGGAGGAAGCCAAACUGGAGCAGUGUUAUAAAGACGAGGAGUUCAUAUACCCUGGACUUGAUUUGUCUGAUGAUGAAAUGGAACAGACACGUGACAACAAAAGAUCCAGGGACGAUAAUUGGAAUCCCAAAGCUAGAGUUCAGGUGUCAGGGGUCAAGGGUGAGCGACCACACAGAGAGGGAGUGAAGAAGGAAGCCGUGGAGCAGGUGCUUGCUGCAGCAGCUGCAAAGCCAGCCCCAUCAAAGCCAAAGAAGCCGAGGAAGCGGUUAAAAUCGGAGAGUUUUUCUGAGAGUGAUCCCAGCAGUGUGCCAGGAACUGCCUUAUCUUCCUCUGCUCCAGGUUCAGCAUUCCGUCCAAACCUAGUCAAACCAGCCAAACCUCAGGGUGAAAUGUCAAGUCCAGUCAAAGCCAAAAAACCAAAGAAAGGAUUAGCAACAGCAAAACAGAGACUCGGGAAAAUCCUAAAAAUCAACAAGUUAGGAAUGUUUUGAUCACAUAUGUCUUCUUCAACUGUCAGUGUGCAAUCUCUGGAAUCCGACAGCCUUCCUAAUUAACUGUUGUAAUAAGAAAAGAAACAAUCAGAUGUGGAUACACUGCUACUUGACAAAGAGCAGGGAGACUUAGGAUAGGACCAUUCUCCGGAUUGUUUUUUGUUUUAAACUAACAGCUGUGACAGCUUAUUUUUUAAGUAGAAUUGCCCUGUUGUGAGGUUAUGGGAAUUGUUUCUUAAAUUGAAGUUCAUUCUUCUGAAGAUACUAUAUUUUAUGCCACAUGCAUUAUAUUUAUACCAGACUUGUGUUUUGUGCAGGAGUUAUACUAAACUCUAGACAGGGACUGUUUUCUACUACAGUCGCCUCCCCUUCGUUGUGUCUGCUAUGCAGAUAUAUAGAGGACAGUGUUGGAACUUUGCAAUAACCGAGAUCUCAGGACUCCACAAUGUUCUAGGCUUCAUCACCUGUCAACUCAUUCAUUAUCAGUCAUUAAUACAAUCAGUUAUUUGUGGUGGAUGCCAGCUCUGUUUUCAUUGCCCCUCUGCUUCUUAAAUUCUGAUUUGAAUUUUGAAAUAUCAGUUUUGGUUCUACCAUAGAGUUAUAUGAACAGAACCAUUUUAAAUGUUUUUAUUUCUAGUAAUGCUACCUAAUGAUUUGUUUAUGAAGUGUCUGCUUUUUCUUUGUUGGUUUUAAUUAACAUUUGUUAAGACUAUUUAUUUAGAAUAGAUAAAGUGAAAAGUGGCAAUGCAGAUAUUGGAUAAAGACUUUUGGGGACGAAGAAACGUAUGUACAUACAGAGUAUAAAUGAUGCUCAGUUUAGAAUCAGUGGGAGGGUGUUGUUGAAAUAAUUUACUGUACUAUUAGUACUACGUGAGAAACAGGUACUAUUUAAUAACUUUUGUGGGUUAAUUUAUUGUAAAGAUAAACUUGUGGUCUGUUAUUAAAUUAUGCUUAUUUAUUAGUCAUUUUAAGAUUAAAUGAGUGUUAAUAUAUUAUAUUUUUGUUGAUAUUACAUUAUAUUUAUAUUGUUUAUCAUGUGUAAAUACAGAGGAUUUGGCAGUUUUUAAUUUUCAGAAAAUAAUCAAAAUAUUUUAAUGUGUCUUAUUUGUAUAAUACUGUCCAGUUGUUUUGUUUCCAUUUGAUUUUGUUGUUAGAUGUUAGAGAGAGAGAGAGAGAAAGAGAGAGAGAGAGAGAACUUGACAUCUGUUUGUCAUUUUAGGAUGAAAAAAUUAUUUUUAAUUAGUUUUCAAAUAAUGUACUAUUUUUCACUUAAAUAUGACAGUAUCAUAUUUAUUAUUAUAAGUUUUCUGUCAACACUUUUUUCAUAUCUAUUUUUUUCUCAGCCCAUCUUUUUCUCAAUAAGGGUACUGUGGCAAUACAUUCUGUCAUGUAAUGUUUUUUAAAGUAUUGCACAAAAGAUAAACAACAGUUGGCGGAGCUUGAUGCACAUUAUAUUCCACGCACAACUUUACAGAGCUACAAGUGUUGCUUAUUCCUCAAGUAAUGGUUAUGUCUGUUAGGUACAGGCCAACACCUUAUAAAAUAAGUACUUUAAUUGUCAUUUUGUACAAUGCUACACGGCUUCAGUAAAUCAGUAUUUUUUCUGCUUUUUAUUGAUAAUUGCACUGAUACAUGUAAAUAUGACAUGUACCUCUUGAAAAUGUAGAAAUCAAUUUAGAUUUAUAAUAAAAGUAUAUAGCAAUAGUACGUAAAAUGUAACAGCAGCUUUAUUAGCAAGUGCUGCAUUGUUUGUACAUCUGCUUUUUCAAUGUAGGUUUAAUUGACCAAGGCCUAAAGAAUUUUCUUCAUUUUUUUUUCUCAAUUUGAAAUGAUAAAAUAAUUCACUGUUUAGUUUUUAUUUUUUUCUGAUCAAGGCUGUACUUACAUUUUAAGCAUUAUCUACAAAAUACUUCAUUUUAAUUUCAUAUAUUACCAAAUUAUUUUAUCACUUAUGUACAGAUUAUGGACUAUUUGUUCAGAAGCCAGCAAUAAUUUCACUUUGAUGACAAAGUUGUACAAUGUACACGUAGUUUAAAAUCUUUUAUAGAUCUUGGCCUAUGGUUUGUCACUGAACUCAUGGCAUUCAUCUACAUGUAUCUGUAACCAUUGAUCUAGUUGACAGACUUUGUACUUUCUGCUACAGGUACCCUCGGACAGGCAGCAAACAUCCCACAUUGUACAGUGUGUAAAUAAACCACAUAUCACAUCACUA